AUGUCUUCCUCGCGCAAGAAGCUAUUGAAGGUCAUUAUCCUCGGCGAUAGCGGUGUCGGCAAGACCAGUUUGAUGAACCAAUAUGUCAACAAGAAGUUCAGUGCUAGUUACAAGGCCACUAUCGGCGCAGACUUCCUCACAAAAGAAGUUCUGGUCGACGACCGACUAGUCACCAUGCAGCUCUGGGAUACUGCUGGUCAGGAGAGAUUCCAAUCGCUCGGUGUCGCUUUCUAUCGUGGUGCCGACUGCUGUGUGCUCGUCUACGAUGUCAACAACUCCAAGAGUUUCGACACCCUCGAUAGCUGGAGAGACGAGUUCCUGAUCCAAGCCAGCCCUAUGGACCCUGAGAGCUUCCCAUUCGUCGUGCUCGGCAACAAGGUGGAUGUGGAGGAGAGCAAGCGCAUGGUCUCAUCGAAACGUGCCAUGGCAUUCUGUCAAUCCAAGGGCGGUAUCCCAUACUUCGAGACCAGUGCCAAGGAAGCCAUCAAUGUCGAGCAAGCCUUCGAGGUGAUUGCCCGUAAUGCUCUGGCCCAAGAAGAGAGUGGCGACUUCAACGCAGACUACCCCGAAACAAUCCCCAUCAACCUCGACAACGAGCGUGACGGUUGCGCUUGUUAA
Messenger RNA from Aureobasidium melanogenum CBS 110374, 618 nucleotides. Its product is annotated as ras-related protein-like protein. Bases 1 to 618 code for a protein of 205 amino acids. The record is from RefSeq and is a predicted model, not a curated record. Gene Ontology annotation, cellular component: phagocytic vesicle; fungal-type vacuole membrane; vacuole. Gene Ontology annotation, biological process: regulation of vacuole fusion, non-autophagic. Lineage: Eukaryota; Fungi; Ascomycota; Dothideomycetes; Dothideales; Saccotheciaceae. The transcript has 7 exons. Gene Ontology annotation, molecular function: GTPase activity; GTP binding.